CUGGAAGAUACACGUUUACUGGAACUGUCUGAGGCGAACACUAGAAAUCUACUAGCCUAGCCAGUAAGACAAGAUUCUGUGUGACCAUCAAGGUGCGGAGUGGCUCUGACCAGCUGACAAAUGGCACCAGCGGAAGGUUACGCAGCCCCUCCCCCUAAGUGAAGGAUCGCAGUGGAUACAGUGGUGCGUCGCCGCGGCAACCCCUUUGGCCUCCGCCCCUCCGGCUCCUCAUUCGCAAAGACGUCGACCCUGAAGCCGCGUCCAUCACGUCUUCACCUCUGGCUGCGGGGCGGCCCUCGUGGCCAAGAUGCCACUGCGUGCCGUGUCAGUCGGCAGGCGACGGUGAGGGUCCGGAGGAGGGGGCGGUCUGCAGGAGGCUGCGCGGAGGAGGUGGAGGUGGAGGAGGAGGUGGUGGAGGAGGUGGUGGAGGUGGAGGAGAAGGAGGAGGGGGAAAGCACCAUCCAGCCGACAUGAACCUCUGCUGGAAUGAGAUCAAACGCAAGUCCCACAACAUCCGGGUGCGGCUGGAGGCCUUCUCGGACAACAGUGGCAAGCUGCAGUUGUCCCUGCAGGAGAUCGUUGAGUGGCUGACCUCCAAGGACGAGGAGCUGUCCCAGCAGCUUCCCAUAGGGGGCGAUGUCAGCGCCGUCCAGCACCAGGCAGAGUUCCACCAGGCCUUCGUGGAGGAUGUGAAGUCCCGGGGGCCCUUCAUCUACUCGGUGCUGGAGUCGGCCCAGGCGUUCCUGGCGCAGCAUCCCUUCCAGGAGCCCGAGGAGUCCCUUCCCGACGGAAAAGAGCUGUCGCCACGACGACGGGUGCUGAACGUCAGCCGCUCGGUAUGGAAGCAAGCCAGCGUGACCAGCGACCUGUGGGAGAAGCUGACAGCGCGCUGCGUGGACCGCCACAGGCACAUGGAGAGGACGUUGGAGCGUCUGCUGCAGACCCAGGCCGCCAUGGAGGAGCUGGACGUGGCCCUGGAACAGGCGGAGGGGGUCCGGGACGCCUGGGAGCCCGUGGGGGACCUGUUCAUCGACGCUCUGCAGGACCACAUCGACGCCACCAAGUUGUUCAAGGAGGAGCUGAGCCAGGUGAAGGAGGGGAUGAAGCACGUCAACGACCUGGCUCACCAGCUGGCCGUCUCGGACGUCCACCUGUCCGUGGACAACGCCCGCGCCUUGGAGCACCUCAACAGCCGCUGGAAGCUCCUUCAGGGGUCGAUAGAGGAGCGGCUGAAGCAGCUUCAGGACGCCCACCGAGACUUUGGCCCGGGAUCGCAGCACUUCCUCUGCAGUUCUGUGCAGGUACCCUGGGAGAGAGCCAUCUCUCCGAACAAAGUGCCAUAUUAUAUCAACCAUCAGGCUCAGACCACAUGCUGGGACCAUCCAAAGAUGACAGAGUUGUACCAGGCGUUGGCGGAUCUGAACAACAUCAAGUUCUCGGCGUACAGAACGGCGAUGAAGCUGCGGCGUGUGCAGAAAGCGCUGAGACUGGACCUGGUGGCGCUGGGCAGCAUGGCGGAAGUGUUCCGGGAGCAGGACCUGCAGCAGGGGGAGCACGUGAUGGACGUGGUGGAGGUCAUCCACUCGCUGACCGCCCUGUACGAGAGGCUGGAGGAGGAGCGCGCCGUGGCCGUCAACAUCCCGCUCUGCGUGGACAUGUGCCUCAACUGGCUGCUCAACGUCUACGACAGCGGUCGGAACGGAAAGAUGCGUGUGCUCAGCUUCAAGGCAGGCUUGGUGAGCUUGUGCAAAGCAGACGUCAAGGAAAAAUACAAGUACUUGUUCCGCCAGGUGUGUGGACCGGGAGGCCAGACCGACCAGCGGCACCUCAGCCUGCUUCUCCACGAGGCCAUCCAGGUUCCCCGCCAGCUGGGGGAGGUGGCGGCAUUCGGGGGCAGCAACGUGGAGCCCAGCGUGCAAAGCUGCCUCCGCAUGGCCCCGGGGAAGCCUGCCAUCGAGGUGUCUCACUUCCUGGAGUGGAUGAGCCUGGAGCCCCAGUCCAUGGUGUGGCUCCCCGUGCUCCACCGCGUGGCCGCGGCCGAGUCGGCCAAGCACCAGGCCAAGUGCCACGUGUGCAAGCAGUGCCCCAUCAAAGGCUUCAGGUACCGCAGUCUGAAGCAGUUCAACGUUGACAUCUGUCAGACGUGCUUCCUCACAGGCCGCACCUCCAAGGGAAACAAGCUGCACUACCCCAUCAUGGAGUACUACACACCAACCACCUCGGGAGAGAAGAUGAGGGAUUUCGCCAAGACCCUGAAGAACAAGUUCAGGUCCAAGCAGUACUUCAGCAAGCACCCUCAGAGAGGGUACCUGCCCGUUCAGUCGGUGCUGGAGGCGGAGAGUGCCGAGACGCCGUGCUCAUCUCCAAAGCUUCCCCACGCAGACACUCACAGCAGGAUCGAGCAUUUUGCCAGCAGAUUGGCGGAAAUGGAGAACCAGACAUGUUCAUUCUUCACGGACAGUCUGUCCCCAGAUGAAAGCUUGGAUGAAGAUCAGUACAUCCUGCGUCACUCCAGCCCUGCGCUGGAGCAGGACUCGCCGUGCGGCCAGCACCUGCUGCUGGUCCACCUGGAGCACCAGGACCGUGAGCAGCUCCAGUGCACCCUGGCCCGCCUGGAGAACGAGAACAGGGUGCUGCAGUCCGAGUACCGCCGGCUCCAGUGGAGGCACGAGGAGGCGGCCUCCGUGCCCAUGCUGACGGAGGCCGGCGAGGGGGGCGUCCUGUGCUCGCCCACGGCCGACGGGGGGCCGCAGGAGGACGAGGAGCUGCUGGCCGAGGCGAGGGUCCUCCGACAGCACAAGACCCGCCUGGAGACGCGCAUGCAGAUCCUGGAAGACCACAACAAACAGCUGGACUCCCAGCUGCGCCGGCUCAGGGAGCUCCUGCUGCAGCCCAAAGAGGACUCUGAGGCCAACGGCUCGGAGCCUUCCACGCUGUCGUCGCCCGUCUCCAGGGGGGACCGCCACGGUGAGGGGGCCAGCAGAGAGACCACGGACACGGAGGCAGCAGGUGAAGACUUUGAGCAGGAGCAGGAUACAGUGUUACAGCUCCAGGAAGUGAUCGAGCAGCUGCGGAACGUAUUCCCCUCAGAGCCAGGUGUCACCUCCCUCAUCUAACCAGGAGCAGACCUGGGGCGCAGAGUGAUGUCAUGCAGGGCGGGGCCACGGAUGCAGACCCCCCCCCCCCCCCCCCCCGGCUUGGGUCUCCACCACAGAUAACCAAGCCCGCUACGGCUAGGGAAGCCGGCAUUACCAGAGUUAACUCUCUAACCGGAACUCGGAAAAGCACUAAAAAAAAGCCUACUUAUUAUAUUUUCUUUUGUCACGCAAACCACUAAAGGCUUAUGCUAAUGUCCGUCGGGCAAGGCUGUACGAGCUAACUUUGCCGACAUUAGCAACACAGCCUGCCUGACUGCCUGCGUUAUCCAGCCAAUGGAGACACGGGUGUUCAGCAAGCUCUUCAGGGAGAAAAGGUAUAUAGUAUAUGUAAUAGUGCCCAGCCAAGACACUGUGCUAACCAGCAUCUGUGUAGUCAUUCAGAGGUGUGAAGCUUUAUAAAGGUACACAGCACAAAUUGGACCUUCCGCAGAGAAAAUGCAUCGACUCUCAUCGUGUCGGGUUGCGUCACUUUCAGCAAGUCUUCUUCUGUUGUCUCUGUUGUCUUUCUCUUUUUGUGUGACGCCUCUCUCAUCUCAUUGUUUUUCGGUUCUGUGUGUUAUUGAAAGAGUGGCAGCUCCAGUGCUGACUGGGAGUUGGCUGGGCCGACGUGCUGCCGAGAGAACGGGCCUCCGCAGCAGACCGGUGUAUUUAUUACCCCGUGGGGCUCCGCGAGUCAUCGGUUAAAGCUCCCUGUGAUUCAUUCAAGACAGCCACAGUGCCCGCUAGAACAGCACCGACGUGCACACACACACACGCGCGCGCGUGCGCGCGCACGCUUCCAUCUUAUUCCCGCGGUCCGUGGCCAGUGGCCACUAUGCCCCCUGCGUCCCUAACACGUGUGUGAGCGCUUAAAUGAUAUAACAACCCAACCGACAACACACGCAUGUGCCAACAGCGGCUAAAUGUAUCGAUGACGUGCAUUGCGCUUCCCACUUCCGUCCAGCCGUUCACGGAGCGCUCUUCUUCGUAGACGCGAUCCGUCACUCGUCCAGGGGGGAUAGGGCAGCGCCGCUGAUCGGCACGUCCUUACGUCCCCCGGGGAGCAGCUGGGAUGCGGUCGUCUGGAUCUGGAGUCAAUAUGUGCCGUGACUCAGUUGGGGGGGGUUUGUUUAGAAUAAUGUGUGUCAAUAAUCGACGGCGCCCG
Messenger RNA from Gadus chalcogrammus (walleye pollock), 4302 nucleotides. It is a transcript of the gene drp2, whose product is annotated as dystrophin related protein 2. Bases 471 to 3116 code for a protein of 881 amino acids. The record is from RefSeq and is a predicted model, not a curated record. NCBI's taxonomy places the organism in Eukaryota, Metazoa, Chordata, Actinopteri, Gadiformes, Gadidae. Gene Ontology annotation, molecular function: protein binding; zinc ion binding. Gene Ontology annotation, biological process: synaptic signaling. The transcript is spliced from 26 exons. Gene Ontology annotation, cellular component: plasma membrane.